AUGGAGCGCGGGAUGGUUUGUGAGUUGGGCAUUUGGGGUUUAAUCAGUGUGUGUGAGAGUCAAAUAGGGCGCGGCUAUGCUGAUUGUGAGGAAUUUGGUAGCACCUCUAUCACGGUUUUAAAACUAGAGCGCUGCCGCCCCAGCAUAUAUAAUAUGGACGAAGAAAAUGUUGUUGAGCUGCUGCAACGUUAUCGCCGUGACCGUCAAGUAUUACUCAACUACAUUCUUUCUGGCAACUUGAUCAAGAAAGUUGUAAUGCCACCUGGUGCAAUCUCUUUGGAUGAUGUAGAUAUAGAUCAAGUCAGUGUUGAUUAUGUCCUCAACUGUGCUAAGAAAGGUGAACCUCUUGACCUUGGAGAUGCCAUCCGCCUUUUUCAUGAUAGCCUUGAUUAUCCAUAUGUGAAUAACACUGGAGCUGUAGAGGAGUUCUAUUUGCUUACAAAACCAGAAUAUUCAGGACCAGCUCCAACAAGAGAACCACCACCUAUCCCAUCCACUGCAUCAUCACCAGUUGUGAUACCACCACCGGAUGUGGAACCAGCACCAGUUAUUGUGUCAUCGCCAGUCGCAGCUACCAACUUGACAAAAUCACAAUCAUUUGAUUCUCCGACCGAGAAGGAAUUAACUAUAGAUGACAUUGAAGACUUUGAGGAUGAUGAAGAUGAAUUUGAUGGUCGAAGGGCUUCUAGAAGACAUCAAACUGAUGCCAGUGAUCUAUUGUUGCGGUUACCACUAUUUGAAACAGGUAUCACAGAUGAUGAUCUUCGUGAGACAGCAUAUGAGAUCCUUGUUGCUGCUGCUGGUGCUUCAGGGGGUCUUAUAGUUCCUCAGAAAGAAAAGAAAAAAGAGAAGAGGCACAGAUUAAUGAGGAAAUUCGGUCGUAGUAAGAGUGAAAGUGUGGAUACCAACACUCAACGUCAACCUGGUUUAGUUGGUUUGCUUGAAACCAUGCGAGCUCAACUUGAGAUAACAGAGUCCAUGGAUAUUCGAACUAGGCAAGGAUUACUCAAUGCUAUGGUUGGCAAAGUUGGAAAACGGAUGGACAAUCUUUUGAUUCCAUUGGAACUAUUAUGCUGCAUAUCCAGAGCUGAAUUUUCUGACAUGAAAGCAUACCUUCGUUGGCAGAAGAGACAGUUAAACAUGCUGGAGGAAGGCCUCAUAAACCAUCCAGUUGUUGGAUUUGGGGAGUUAGGUCGAAAAGUCAAUGAGCUAAGGAGCCUUUUUAGAAAGAUUGAAGAAUCCGAGUCCUUGCCACCAUCUGCUGCGGAGGUUCAACGCACAGAAUGCUUAAGAUCACUGAGAGAAGUUGCCACUUCUCUAUCUGAAAGGCCUGCCCGGGGUGAUCUUACUGGUGAGGUUUGUCACUGGGCUGAUGGAUACCAUCUGAAUGUAGCAUUGUAUGAGAAGAUGCUUGGCAGUGUUUUUGACAUCUUGGAUGAGGGGAAACUUACAGAGGAGGCAGAGGAAAUCCUUGAACUCUUGAAGUCAACUUGGCGGAUACUAGGAAUCACAGAGACUGUUCAUGAUACAUGCUAUGCAUGGGUAUUAUUUCGACAGUUUGUUCUUACAGGUGAACAAGGACUUCUGAAAGUUGUGAUUGGCCAUUUGAGGAAGAUACCUUUGAAAGAACAGCGUGGUCCGCAGGAAAGAUUACACUUGAAAAUCCUGCGUAGUUCUGUUGAUGCUGAGGGUAGCUAUCAAGACUUCACAUUUUUCCAGUCUUUCCUGUCUCCAAUUCAGAAAUGGGUGGACAAGAAACUAAAUGACUAUCACCUACAUUUCUCCGAGGGCCCUAGCUUGAUGGCUGAUGUUGUGACAGUGGCAAUGAUGACAAGGCGGAUCCUUUGUGAAGAAAAUGACAAGGCACUGGAGUCUCCUGACAGAGAUCAGAUUGACCGUUACAUCACUUCUUCAGUCAAAAGUGCUUUCUUGAAGAUGGCACAUUCUGUAGAGUUCAAAGCAGAUUCUACACAUGAACAUGUUUUAGCGUCUCUAGCUGAGGAGACAAAGAAACUUCUGAAGAAAGAUACAACCAUUUUUACACCUGUUUUGACAAAAUGGCAUCCACAGGCAGCAGUUGUUUCUGCUUCUCUCAUCCAUAAACUUUAUGGAAAUAAAUUGAGACCAUUCCUUAAGCAUGCUGAGCAUCUUACGGAGGACGUGGUUUCUGUAUUUCCGGCAGCUGAUGCUUUGGAGCAAUACAUAAUGUCUGUGAUGACCUCUGUUACUGGAGAUGAUGGUUUGGAUAGCAUAUUCAGACAUAAGCUAGCUCCAUAUCAGAUUGAAAGUGAAUCUGGUACAUUAGUUUUACGCUGGGUGAAUGGGCAACUUGAGAGAAUUGAAACUUGGGUUAAAAGGGCUGCUGACCAAGAGGUUUGGGACCCUAUAUCCCCUCAACAACGCCAUGGGAAUUCUAUUGUAGAAGUCUAUAGAAUCAUAGAAGAGACUGCAGAUCAAUUUUUUGCAUUUAAGGUUCCUAUGCGAGAUGGAGAAUUAAAUAGUCUAUGCCGUGGUCUUGACAAGGCAUUCCAAGUUUAUACACAGCUUGUCACUGCACCCCUAGUUGAUAAAGAAGAUUUAGCUCCGCCUGUUCCUGUUCUUACUCGAUAUAAAAAGGAGCUUGGAAUCAAGGCUUUUGUAAAAAAGGAGGUCCAAGAAGUAAGAACAGUUGAUGAGAGGAAAGCUAGUGAAAUUACUCAGCUUACAAUGCCAAAGCUGUGUGUACGGCUUAACAGUCUAUAUUAUGGUAUCAGCCAGUUGAGUAAGUUGGAGGACAGCAUUAAUGAGAGGUGGGCUCGGAAGAAAAGUGAAAACACUAACAUCAGACGAACAACAAGUGAAAAGUCAAAGAGUGCCGUCCCUAAUCAGAAAAAUCAAUUUGAUGGCAGUAGAAAAGAAAUCAAUACUGCUAUUGAUCGUCUGUGUGAAUUUACUGGGACAAAGGUUAUAUUCUGGGACCUGCAGCAGCCAUUUAUUGAGAAUUUAUACAGAAAUGGUGUUUCUCAAGCUCGAUUGGACACCAUAACAGAAGUGCUUGAUUUGGUCCUUAAUCAACUUUGUGAUGUCAUUGUGGAACAACUGAGGGAUCGUGUGGUUACAGGGCUUCUGCAAGCAUCCCUGGAUGGCUUACUUCGUGUGAUACUGGAUGGAGGUUCUACACGUGUCUUCUCUCCAAAUGAUGCAGCUUUUUUGGAGGAAGAUCUUGAAACCCUGAAGGAAUUUUUUAUUUCUGGUGGAGAUGGACUGCCUCGGGGAACUGUUGAAAACUUGGUCUCGCGUGUACGUCCUGUAAUAAAUCUGAUCAAGCAAGAGACCCGUGUGCUUAUUGAUGACCUACGAGAAGUUACUCAAGGGGGCAAAAGCAAAUUUGAAGCGGACUCCAAAACUCUUCUUAGGGUCCUGUGUCACAGAAAUGAUUCAGAGGCAUCACAUUAUGUAAAGAAGCAAUUCAAGAUACCCAGUUCAGCUCCGAGCGCUUGA
This is a messenger RNA of Miscanthus lutarioriparius, 3480 nucleotides long. The record is from the annotation of a GenBank genome assembly. Lineage: Eukaryota; Viridiplantae; Streptophyta; Magnoliopsida; Poales; Poaceae.